ACAACAUAAAAUAUGUCGGAUGACGAAUCUCUGUCAUUGGGACAAUAUAAACUGAAGAAAACAACAAUGUGGACACAGCGAAAACGUUCACAACAACUGGAUAUAAGUAGUGUUGUAGGAGGAGGUGGUGGUGGUCAAUCUUCUGCUUCGACCAACAACUACGACGACAUGUUUGGUUUGGAACAUAUGGAAAACUAUAGCGUAGAGACAACAGCUCUCCAUCGAAAACUUCAAAGUAAAAUGGAAGCGCUACGUAUACUCCGUAAAGAAUUGGAGAAAUUCCGAACCGAACGGGAUCAAUUUAAGCUAAUGGCUGAGACACUACAGCUGCGUUAUGCGGCCUUGAGACGCAACAGCAGUUUUUCAGAUUUGGCCAGUGAUGUUAGUAUUGGCAUGUCGAAUGGUGGUGGCAAAACCAAUGUGGCAAAGAUUCUACACGAGUCCCGGGAACGUAAUAUUAAACUGACCACAGAAGUGGAAGCGCUAAAACAAAAGUUAUACGAAGUUCAGGGUGACAUUGAAGUCUUGAGAAAUCAAAAAUCCACUUCAGAGUGUAAAAGAGAUUCCACCAUCAAUGGAAAGGGUAGCAAUAGCAAAGAGGAAAUUGUGCUUGACAGCUGCUCAAAGGAAAUGUUGCUGCAGUGGAAACAAGAACGCUCAAAUUUCAUAUGCCAUUUGGAACAAUUGAAGAAGAAAAAUGCUCAACUAGCUUUCGAUUUAAAGGCCGUCAUUGAUGAAAAGGAGGAGUUGACAAAUGAAAGAGAUGCUUAUAAAUGCAAGGCACAUCGGCUGAAUCAUGAAUUACAGGUGGCAUUGAAGGCAAAAGAAAAUCAUCCAAAGUUCCUUGAUAUUGACAGUAUCAUUUUGGAGAACAAGUACCUGAAUGAACGUUUAAAACACAUUGAAAGUGAAGUGGAAAUAACAAAACAAGCUGUUAGUAAAUAUAAGACCAUGUUGGAAGCAAAACGUAAAAAGGGUAUCAUAAAAUUGGGUGCACAAACACCCAUUAAUGUCGAUGAAAAUAUACUGUCACAUAAACAAGUUAAAAAUUUAUUGGAAAGUGGUAUUGACCUACCAACAAAAACUGAGACGAUUCAAGAUUUGAAAACAUUAUGCCUGACCCUGCUGGAUAAUUUGAAUGACAAAAAUUUAGCAUUGAAUCAUCAAAAGAAGACCAAUAAGAUUUUGGCUACUAAAAUAGCAGAAUUGGAACAGCGCAUGAAAGUCCUAGCUGGCAUUGAAACUUCAAAUGAUGAUGAAGGUUUCUCUCCGUCUGAAUUUCUUCUCAAAGGUUAUUGUCCAUCCAUGGUUGAUGCAACAGCCAAUUCCAAAACCGAUAAAACCGAUAAUGAUGAAAAUGUUAAAACUAAAGCUGCUGCUGGCGGUGGCGUAUCAUCAGCAACAACGGCCCGUAGCACAACCUCAUGUGGUGGUGAAAGUCAUGUAACUGAAGAUUCUGGUACUAUGUCUUCGGAAAAUGAAGAAUCCAUGAAAAUGCCAUUGGCCACACAAUCAGACGAUGGCAUGUCUUCGUUAUCCACCGAAUCGGGUAGAAGUAUUUUAUCCUCAGAAUAUGAUAUUACUAAUAAUGAUGUUAUUGGAAGUGGUGGUUUGAAUCUGACUGAUUUUACUGAUGCUGCAUUGUAUGCGUAUAAAACAGCAUCUUCUACAUCAGGAUCGGCGGCGGAUAAAACAAUAAUACAACAAAACAAAGAUAGUAAGCGAACGGUUUUACCUCUUCCCAAUUCCAUUGUCCAGGAACGUAAUGAUGACUUAAAAGAUCUACCACCGGAAUUGGCUGCCUUGGUGCAAAAGGCUUUACACGAAUUGGACUUACGGGAUUUCGAUGAAGUUGUGGGCGGAGUUUGUGAGGAUGUUGGUAUCGAGGCCAAAGAAGAUUUAUCCAUGAAUUUAGAAACUGAAGCCGAUGAAUUGUUAGACGACGAACUAAAUAGUGAAGAUGGUGCCAUUGGUGGCUGUACUAAUUUAAUAGAGGCCAAUUAAACAA
Molecule: messenger RNA, 2008 nt
Organism: Musca vetustissima
Lineage: Eukaryota; Metazoa; Arthropoda; Insecta; Diptera; Muscidae
Product: coiled-coil domain-containing protein 149
Exons: 6
Coding region: 13-2004 (663 amino acids)
Source: RefSeq, a predicted model, not a curated record